Molecule: messenger RNA, 322 nt
Organism: Paramecium sonneborni
Lineage: Eukaryota; Ciliophora; Oligohymenophorea; Peniculida; Parameciidae
Source: the annotation of a GenBank genome assembly
AAUGUUGAAAGGACCCUCAUCUCUUAUUAACUAAAUCCAACCAGCUACACUAUCUAAAGAACUCGAAUCGGUCAAAUCAAAACAAAUCAUAGCUGCAUUUGCAUCCUAAACAUAACAUUUAUGAAUUUAUCUACUUUAGCUGAAAACUUAACAUAAUUCUAGUAUUAUUAUUAUCCUGCUGUGUCCCAUAUUGCAAUAUUGUAAACCUGAUUGUUAAUUUUAACAUUUUUCUACAAAGUCAAAUCAACUCCAAUUGUGUUUACAGAAUCGCAAGAAUACCUCUCAGUUUUAAAUUUUAAUAUUAAACUUGUCUUACCAGCAC